AUGACGACAACAACAAAGCGCGAUUGGCAUCAUCAAGUUGAACACGAACGAAUACCUGCCAAUGAAGUUCAUGAGACCAAUGACGGUAAAACAAUUCGUAUCGAAUAUCGAGAAGACAAUGGAAUAAUCUAUAAAACAACUAAAACUUAUCGAAAUCAAAAAUUGAAAGUUUUACCUAUUGUUGCUGAACGAAAGAAAUGGAAAAAAUUCGGCAAUGCAGCUAAUGAUCCACCCGGUAUUAACACCGCCACAACGAAAGUCGAUGAUGAGAUAACCAUGCAGUUCAUCUCGAACAAAGAGGAUGCGAAACAAGAUGAAGAUAAACUUAUCAAAGAAGCCGUUUCAACUCUAAAGAAAGUUCAAUGUCGGUUAUGUAAAGGUGAUCAUUGGACAACCAAAUGUCCAUAUAAGGAUAACUUGCAAACUUAUAUGGAUCAAGCCAGUGACAAACCAGCUGAAAGUACCACGACAGCAACACCGCACGCUACAUCGCAAGGUCAAAAUGCAUCAAGUGGAACUACCGGUGAACCUUCCGCUACAAGAUGGGUUUCAAAAAGAGUACAAGGUGGCAGUUCUGGUACUGCUUAUCCUGGCGACCGAGGUGCUUCAUCACGUGGUGGUGGUGGCAGUGGUCCGUAUGCUGGCAAGAAUAAUGACAUGAGAAGAGAUGAAGCCACCGUUCGAGUAACGAAUUUACCGGAAGAAACUCAAGAACAAGAUUUACGUGAUUUAUUUACACCGUUCGGCUCACUUAGUCGAGUUUAUUUAGCAAAAGACAAGACCAGCAAUACAUCGAAAGGUUUCGCCUUUAUUACAUUUAACGAAAAGAAAGAUGCACAAAAGGCAAUCGAAUGUGUAUCUGGAUUUGGUUACGAUCACUUGAUUUUGAAAGUUGAAUGGGCAAACAAACCACAAAAUCAGUAA
This is a messenger RNA of Adineta ricciae, 924 nucleotides long. NCBI's taxonomy places the organism in Eukaryota, Metazoa, Rotifera, Eurotatoria, Adinetida, Adinetidae. The record is from the annotation of a GenBank genome assembly.